AUGUCUUCCGGCAACAACGUGGCAAUUAUUGGCGCGGGUCUCUCGGGCCUGACGCUGGCUCUGGCGCUGCACCAGCAGGGCAUCCAGGCGACCGUCUACGAGUCGCGGCCGGCCCCGAGCAACAUUGGCGGGGCGGUAAUGCUCUCGCCCAACGCGCUGCGGGUGCUGGACGCGCUGUCGCUGUACAGCGUCGUCAAGCCGCAGGGAUACAGCUUCGACCGUCUGGACUUUCGCGACGGCGAGGGCCGGGUCACGGAGACGUACGAGUUUGGCGAUGCCGCCAAGUACGGCUACCAGGGCCUGCGGAUCUACCGGCACGUGCUGAUCGACGUGCUUGUGGCGGUGCUCAAGGAGAAGGGCAUCCCGGUGGUGUACGGCCGGACGUACUCGCACGUGGUGCGCGAGGACGGCGAGGACGGCGGGGCUGUGACGUUUGCGUUCGAGGACGGCACGACCGAAACGGCGGCGCUGCUGGUGGGCGCCGACGGGAUCCACUCGACCGUGCGGCGGCACCUGUACCCCGACCUGCAGACGACGUUCCUGGGCAUGGCGGGCAUCACGGCGGCCGUGCCGACGGCCCAGCUGCGGCUGCCGGCGGACGGCAGCUACCACAUUCCCGUGACGAUUGCGCCGCGGAACAAGAACAAGGACGCGAGCGGCGGCGGCGCCAGCGCAUUUGUGAUUGCGCCCCAGCAGCCGGACGGCAGCGAGGUCCUGAUUGGCAAGCAGCGCCGCAUCUUGGAGCACGAGCGCGCCGCCUGGGAGCAGCGCGGGUCGCUGGCGGACGGGCGCGCCGCGGCGGUGGCGUUCCUGCAGGAGGGCUCCGGCCCUGACAACUACCCCGACAUCGUGGCCAACGCCGUCGCGGCCAUCGACCCGGCCAAGGUCAACGUGUGGCCCUUUUACGUGGUGCCCAAGCUCGAGCGGUGGGCGUCGGCCGCGCGCCGCGUGAUUCUGCUGGGCGACGCCGCGCACGCGAUCCCGCCGUCGGCCGGCCAGGGCAUCAACCAGGCCUUUGAGGACGUGUACAUGCUGGCGCUGCUGCUGGGAUGGCAGUCGAAGCAGCCGAAGCAGGCGUCCGGUGACGGUCAGGCGCAGGCGGCGCUCGACUUUUGGCAGCAGUACCGGCAGGCGCGCGUGGACAAGGUGCUGGAGCUGAACCGCCAGAUCGACCUGCGGCGGAUGCCGGCGACGGACAAGGCGUUUGCGACGGGGGUGGCGCGGGAGCCGUUUGACCUCGCGUGGCUGUACAAGCCGGACUUUAAGAAGGACGUGGAGGACUGGGUGGCCCAGCAGACGAAGUAG
This is a messenger RNA of Sporothrix schenckii 1099-18, 1305 nucleotides long. RefSeq names its product FAD dependent oxidoreductase. Gene Ontology annotation, molecular function: monooxygenase activity; FAD binding. The record is from RefSeq and is a predicted model, not a curated record. The coding region runs from base 1 to 1305 and encodes 434 amino acids. NCBI's taxonomy places the organism in Eukaryota, Fungi, Ascomycota, Sordariomycetes, Ophiostomatales, Ophiostomataceae. The transcript has a single exon.